CGCUCUGCCAUGACGGCGUGCAAUGACACGCUAGCAGCUUUCUGGGUCGACCGCCGGGCCUGCCUUCUCUCAGGGAAGCCGGCAACGAAUGCAUCGACGUACUGCGCCGAGCCUGCGUGCGUUCGCCAGCUCACGUCGCUCCAGGUCGCGCUACAAAACCAGUGCAGCGGCGUCGCUGACGCAGACAUCCCCAAGGUGCUCGGCGCCCGCCUGACGCCGUCGUUUUGCCUGCUUGCGUGCGUCAAUGUCUUUGAGACGCUCCAGCAGUCCCAGGCCGCUUGCACACGAAGCGGCGCCAAGACUGUCGCGCAGUGCAGUGCGUGCACCUCGUACAAGCUCACAGUACCCAAGCUCGUGCAGGGCUGUCAAUUUAACGCAUCGUCGGCGAGCUUGCUGGCCACGAUCGCUGGGGACAGCAGCGAGUGCGAAACCAGUGUCGCCAACGCGUCCUUUGACAGCACGGACGCAAACUCUGCGAUUUACUGGGUCCUCGGCGCACUCGUCACGUGCAUCGUCGUUGGUCUCGGUGUCUAUCGUCACCUGAAGCGCAAGAACGUCGUCAAGAAGGACCUCAACUACUAUCGCAAGCAAGGGUCCCAGCCAAAGAAGAAGGUGCCAUCGAACCUCCGAAAUCUCUUUCUCGACAAUGACGUGCGGCUCGACCCGAGCAUGGUCGACUACAUCUUUGAACAAGACCAACUCUCGCAGAUCACUCUCAAGUCCAAAGGCGGCUUUGGUCUCGUGUUUAGCGCGUACUUGCAGACGUCCAAUGGGCCCAUCCGCGUCGCCCUCAAGCAGCUUUUGCCCGAGAAGACGACAGACAUCGACCAACUCGAGUGCUUUAUGAGCGAAAUCCGACUCGCAGCGCGCCUAGACCACGUCAACAUUGUGCGCUUCGUCGGCAUUGCGUGGUCAUCGCUCCAGGACCUCUCGAUGAUGACCGAGUUCAUGGCGCGCGGCGACUUGCAUCGCUUCCUUCGACACGAGCUCAAGCAACCCGCCGGCAUGCGAACGCUGCAUUGGACCUCGGAGAAUCGCUGCAACAAGCUAAGCAUUGCCGCCAACGUCAUUGACGCACUCGUGUACCUGCACUCGCUCUCGAUCAUCCAUCGAGAUCUCAAGGCCAAGAACGUCUUGCUCACCGAGGACUUUUCAGCCCAAGUCACCGACUUCGGCGUUUCGCGAGAAAGCGACGAGGACGGCGACGCGAUCAUGACAGCGCGCGUCGGCACGUCGGCAUGGAUCGCGCCCGAGAUUCUCCGCGGCGAGCUCUACACGGUGCAGGCCGACCUCUACUCGUUCGGCGUCCUCCUCGCUGAGCUCGACACGUUGCAAACGCCCUACAGCAAUCCAGACCUGCAGCCUGAAGUCGAGGGCCUCUCGUCGUCGCAGCUCGCGAGCAAAGUCGCCCAAGGCAAGAUCCAACCGGCCUUUACGAGUGACGUGCCCCAUGCGCUACACCAAAUCGCCCAGCGAUGUCUCCAAUACAAGUACACGAAGCGCCCGACAGCGUCACAGAUCUCGAUGGAGAUCCACGCGCUGCUGCUCAAAGACAAUGCGCGUCUCUCGGGUCGGUGUCCAGUGUAAAGUUUUAACUUACGAUCGCGUACCUUGU
This is a messenger RNA of Saprolegnia parasitica CBS 223.65, 1615 nucleotides long. Its product is annotated as TKL protein kinase. The record is from RefSeq and is a predicted model, not a curated record. Gene Ontology annotation, molecular function: ATP binding; protein kinase activity. Gene Ontology annotation, biological process: protein phosphorylation. Lineage: Eukaryota; Oomycota; Saprolegniomycetes; Saprolegniales; Saprolegniaceae. The transcript has 6 exons. Bases 10 to 1587 code for a protein of 525 amino acids.